Salvelinus fontinalis (brook trout) is the source of this 1599-nucleotide messenger RNA. RefSeq names its product motor neuron and pancreas homeobox 1 (gene mnx1). Gene Ontology annotation, cellular component: nucleus. NCBI's taxonomy places the organism in Eukaryota, Metazoa, Chordata, Actinopteri, Salmoniformes, Salmonidae. Gene Ontology annotation, biological process: spinal cord motor neuron cell fate specification; central nervous system development; regulation of DNA-templated transcription. Gene Ontology annotation, molecular function: sequence-specific double-stranded DNA binding; DNA-binding transcription factor activity, RNA polymerase II-specific. Bases 92 to 1024 code for a protein of 310 amino acids. The record is from RefSeq and is a predicted model, not a curated record. The transcript is spliced from 3 exons.
UUUGAGAGGUGGAACAACAACGACACUUCAACAUCGUUACGAUAGGCAACUAACUGUUCAACGUCUGCAAACGACGGGGACACUGGCUCAAAUGGAGAAAUCUACAAACUUCCGCAUCGAUGCGCUUCUCGCUGUUGACCCGCCGAAGGUGCAGACAUCUCCGCUUGCGCUUGUGACUUCGUUAUCAUCCUCUUCCAUUUCAUCGUCCGGAAGUGUACAAGCCUCAGAAUUGAAUGCCGAUUCUUUAAGGACUGAGACUCCGUCUCCACCGAGGAUUUCCUCCUGUGGUUUGAUUCCUAAACCAGGCUUCUUGAACAGUCCCCACAGUAUUGUUGGAUUACAUCCACAGAGUAGCGCAGGGAUCCCUCCCCAGGCUCUCUACGGCCACCCCAUGUAUACCUACUCCCUCGGGCAGCACCCUGCUCUGUCCUAUUCAUAUCCGCAUGGGUCCCAUCACCACCAUCCCAGCGACUCCCUCAAACUCUCUGCCGGGACCUUUCAGCUCGACCACUGGCUGCGAGUCUCCACAGCGGGAAUGAUGCUACCCAAAAUGCCCGAUUUUAACUGUGAGUAUUCUCAGGCCCAGUCAAACUUGCUUGGAAAGUGCAGAAGACCAAGGACUGCAUUCACAAGUCAGCAGCUCCUGGAGCUGGAGCAUCAGUUCAAACUAAAUAAGUAUCUGUCGCGACCAAAGCGCUUUGAAGUGGCUACAUCCUUGAUGCUGACGGAAACGCAGGUGAAAAUUUGGUUCCAGAACAGGCGGAUGAAGUGGAAACGGAGCAAGAAGGCCAAAGAGCAAGCCGCGCAGGAGGCAGAGAAUAAGAAAAACAACAAAAACGGCCAGGAGAAAUCUGACGGACAGGAACAAACGGAUUAUCAAAAGACUGGUUCUGCAAAAAGUAACAGAAUAAGAGACUUCAGGGACAGUGACGAUGAUGAAGGUGGCAACUUCCUGUACAACUCCUCGGAUUGCUCUUCAGACGACGAGAGAAACCACACCAGUGAUAUAAGUCCACAACCUUGAGACAGGGAAAAGGAAACGUGCAUUUUUGAAAAACUAUACACUCCUUAAACUACAGCUGCAUGUAGGCCUACAGUAAUAAAAACAUGAAAUCCUACCCGGAAAUUCAGAAAUUAAAUGAGAAUAACUUGGAAAAUACUAAAGGAUCAAUGCCUGACUGAGAUUCAGUGUGUGCAGAAUGGCCCUAGCAAGCAAGGUCAGAUUGACGUUUUAGAAGGUAGUAUCGAGGUACACUCUGCUAUUUGUAACAUUGCAUGGUUUUAUGUGACAAUGUCAUGUUUUCACCCAGUUGUUUUAGGACCCAAUGUCCACUACAAUCAUAUGGGUUCUCCACUAUAGGGGUUAUUAUCAUAAUAUUUUGAUAUGGCGACCAAUUGUAAAUUCCGACAUGCCACAUUUAGCAUUUUCUUUUGUUUCAUGUUUUUGAACAUUGUGUGGUUUUACACUUAUGUCAUUGCGUCAUAUAGGCCUACCAUUUACGUGCAGAAAAAUGUUAUGCGUUUAUUUUUGUACACUGUGUUUAUAAAAUGUCUACAUGUCUGCAUGCUAAAUUAUUGUUUACCGUCUCCCAUGGUACA